Molecule: messenger RNA, 2663 nt
Organism: Megalops cyprinoides (Indo-Pacific tarpon)
Lineage: Eukaryota; Metazoa; Chordata; Actinopteri; Elopiformes; Megalopidae
Product: polyadenylate-binding protein 1A
Exons: 15
Coding region: 691-2592 (633 amino acids)
Cellular component (GO): ribonucleoprotein complex
Molecular function (GO): RNA binding
Source: RefSeq, a predicted model, not a curated record
GUUCGUGGCGUGUGUGAGCGUGUGUGCUCCUGAGCUUGCCUCGGCACACAUCUUAUUAUAAAAAAUCUAAAAAAAACAAAAAAAAUUAUAAAAAAAACCUAUAAAAACAAGAAAAAAUUUCUUUUUGUAACAAAAAUCGGUGAAGCAAGAAAACGUGGACAGAACGGUAAAACCUGGGAACACAACUAAGGAAUCAAUCGACCUGGCUAGCACACUAGCUAACUAAUUACCAAGGGGAAGGCCUGCCUGAAUUUUAGCAUUGAGCUCGGGUUUUUAACCAGCUAGACAGCAUUCUUGCUCCGUGUUAGCCAGACCGCGCCUAGGUCUUUAGCUAGCUACAUUUUAAUAACUGUGACUCUGGUUGGCGUUUGCUGUUUGUCACAGUUAACUACCGAUACCAAACCUCCAAAAGCCAGCUAUUUAACGUUAGUUGGUUUUGAAAAAAUAUUUGACCUGGGAAGGCUAACUGGCUAAGCUAUCUAGCCUAGCAGCGCAUUGUAAUAGCUUUACCGAGUUAGCUAGCUGGUCAUCAACCAAGCUAAGGGGAGCAGUUUGAACCUUACAAAGCGAGUUUCGCUUGUCGGCGUAUUCUUUUAACUAACGUAACUCCACGACGAAGUAUCUGCCUUUUAUUUUUUUUAAAUAGUAUUAGUUUUCGCUCUUGAUUUUAAACGAAACACGCACACGAAGAUGAAUCCCAGCGCUCCUAGUUACCCGAUGGCCUCGCUGUACGUCGGCGAUCUCCACCAAGAUGUGACAGAAGCCAUGCUGUACGAGAAAUUUAGCCCUGCUGGCCCCAUCCUGUCUAUUCGGGUGUGCAGAGAUAUGAUCACUCGGCGGUCACUUGGAUAUGCCUACGUCAACUUUCAGCAACCAGCCGAUGCUGAGCGUGCUCUGGACACCAUGAACUUUGACGUAAUCAAGGGCAGGCCAGUUCGCAUCAUGUGGUCUCAGCGGGACCCUUCCCUGAGGAAGAGUGGAGUGGGAAACAUUUUCAUCAAGAACCUGGACAAGUCCAUUGACAACAAGGCUCUCUAUGACACCUUCUCAGCCUUCGGCAACAUCCUGUCCUGUAAGGUGGUGUGUGAUGAGAAUGGCUCAAAGGGCUACGGCUUUGUGCACUUUGAGACCCAGGAAGCUGCCGAAAGGGCCAUUGAGAAAAUGAACGGCAUGUUGCUCAAUGACAGAAAAGUAUUUGUGGGGCGCUUCAAAUCUCGCAAAGAGCGCGAGGCUGAGCUUGGAGCCAGGGCCAAGGAGUUCACCAACGUGUACAUCAAAAACUUCGGAGAGGACAUGGAUGAUGAAAAGCUGAAGGAGGUGUUUGGCAAAUAUGGGCCGGCUCUGAGUAUCCGAGUCAUGACUGAUGACAGCGGAAAAUCCAAGGGCUUUGGGUUCGUCAGCUUUGAGAGGCACGAGGACGCGCAGAAGGCCGUGGACGAAAUGAAUGGGAAGGAGCUCAAUGGGAAGCAGGUGUACGUGGGCCGUGCCCAGAAGAAGGUGGAGCGCCAGACAGAGCUGAAGCGCAAGUUUGAGCAGAUGAAACAGGACAGGAUGACCCGCUACCAGGGUGUCAACCUGUAUGUGAAGAACCUGGAUGACGGGCUGGAUGAUGAGCGUCUGCGAAAGGAGUUCUCUCCUUUUGGAACAAUAACCAGCGCCAAGGUCAUGAUGGAGGGAGGCCGUAGCAAGGGCUUCGGUUUUGUCUGCUUCUCGUCCCCGGAGGAGGCCACCAAGGCGGUGACAGAAAUGAACGGCCGCAUCGUGGCCACCAAGCCCCUGUACGUGGCCCUGGCCCAGCGCAAGGAGGAGCGGCAGGCCCAUCUCACCAACCAGUACAUGCAGAGGAUGGCCAGUGUCCGCGCCGUGCCAAACCCGGUCAUCAACCCCUACCAGCCAGCACCUCCCUCUGGGUACUUCAUGGCUGCCAUUCCACAGGCCCAGAACCGAGCCGCGUACUACCCAACCAGCCAGCUGGCCCAGCUGAGGCCCAGCCCACGCUGGGCCACCCAGGGUGUGAGGCCCCAGCAUUUCCAGAACAUGCCCAAUGCCAUGCGCCCCUCUGCCCCCCGAGCACAAACCUUCAGUACCAUGAGGCCCACGUCCUCCCAGGUGCCUCGCAUGAUGACCUCCCAGAGAGUCGCCACCCAGACGGUGGGGCCCCGGCCCUCCAAUGCUGCUGCCGCGGCGACCCCCGUGCGCAGCAUGCCCCAGUACAAGUACGCUGCCGGAGUGCGCAACCCCCAGCAGCACCUCAGCACACAGCCCCAGGUUGCUAUGCAGCAGCCGGCUGUCCACGUGCAAGGCCAGGAACCCCUGACCGCUUCCAUGCUGGCUGCCGCGCCCCCACAGGAGCAGAAGCAGAUGCUGGGUGAACGCCUCUUCCCGCUCAUCCAGAACAUGCACCCCAGCUUGGCAGGAAAGAUCACAGGCAUGCUGCUGGAGAUCGACAACUCAGAGCUUCUGCACAUGCUGGAGUCCCCCGAGUCUCUGCGCUCCAAGGUGGAUGAAGCUGUUGCUGUACUCCAGGCCCACCAGGCCAAAGAGGCUGCGCAGAAAAAUGUGACCAACACAGCUGGUGUGCCAAGCGUCUAGGCCAAGGAAUGGGGAACCCAUAACUUGCUUCACCGAGCGAAAAAAAAAAAAAAUUAAACAUCGAAAAAAAU